CUAGAAAGUUUGCUGCUUGGCUGCUAUCAAGCUUGUUGUACAUUCAACGUGUCCAACCUGCCUCACGAUCAUCUCGACCAUCAGAGCCAUGAUCUCUGUCGCAUCCCACAAACACUCGUGGAUGAUUCUCAACGACAGCAAUACCCUCUCGGAUCCAUCUCAGUGACCUCGCAGCUGCGCUCGAGCACCAAACACAAUUUGUGUGUCAAUAACAACACCCCUCCUGGCCCGGAAAUUGCGUCUGCGCAGCUUCCCCAUUCCCUUCCCUGCACCACUUUUCUGCACCACGAUCACCACCACCACGACAGACUCAAUGCAUCGACAGUAAUUCCACAUCCCUUGCUGGCCGUCAACCACGAUUCCCCCUCGUGGGCUUUGCCUUCAAAUGCUCAUCAACUGAAGAUGACCACCAUCGUCAGCAGUAUCCCUGGUUCGCCUCCUGAUCUUUCUGGCUCGCGGUCCUCGAAAUCCUCGUCACUUUCUUCCACUUUUUCAACCCCCGAGGGUUUGGAGUCGGACAACACACAUUUCGAAGAGAUUGGACUUCAAGAUGACAGAAAUGUUUCCUCCCAGGCAUACCAUUCCCGCGACCUUUCUAUGCAGUCUGUCGCCUCUCAUCAUGAGUUGAUGAGGAGCAAAGACAACCUCAGUUUUGAUAAAAAACCUACACUCUCACACAUUCACACCCGUGUUUCUUCAGGGGGCCCGAAACCAGCAUGGGGUCAGCAUCCCCUCAAGCGUGGGCUCACUGCCCCGGAAGGUCUCUUCGCGUCCAACAGCAUGAGGACGCGUUCCUCUUCUCCUCCAACUAGAAGACCUCUAGGCUCGGGGUCCAUGUCAUCCCAUAACCUUUCUGGACUUCGCCCUAUCCCUCAAGCACCCGCAUCUCUUGGUGUACCAUCUCGAAGAUCGUCCUGGCAGCCCCAGAGGAAAACGAUUAAAGAGCUGGAAGACGAAUACCAUGACUCGGACGACGAGCUGCCUGAUGACGCCAGUCUAUGGAACGUCCCAAUAUCUCCCUGUGUCACCACUGGACAGAGGUCCCACCGAUCCAGCUUUCGCGGCAGUCCUGACCGAGAAGCUCUAUCGCACAGUCCUGGACCCAUUCCCCUUGCCCACGCAAAGACAGCCCCCGAUUCACCUCCUCGCCAGCCCAUGCAUUCUCAGAUCCUCCCCCGACACAGACCUCAAGGCUCGAGAACGGUCUCGUUGAAUCCUUCUCUUUCGAACCCCUCAUCUCCACGCAGUCGCCGCAAUCUUCGAAGUACCCGGACCAAGUCAUGGAACAUUGUCAUGUCUGAUCUUAGUGAAGAGGCGCGAGUCAUCUCCCAGGCCCUGGAAUAUCAUGCUGAGACCGAGAAGCGCGAAAAGUCUCAUGACCCUACCUGGAACACAUCUCGGGAGGAAUUGUCAACAUCAGCAAGUAUCAAGGUGCAAAAAUCGGUUAUUCAGUUACCAGAGAUUCAAAAGAGCACAUUGGAUUUCAUGCCUAUUUCCCGAGAAAAAGAGGCCAUCCUGUCUCGGACGCGACCGUCGUGGUUACCGCCCAAGAACCCCAAAGAGGAACGAAAACAUCUACGGGAAUAUCAGAAGAUGAUGGCUGCGUCUCUCGAGGCGGAGAAGAAACGGCAAUCCAAGGUGCAGGCUCAGAAAACGGACCGAGAAAUAACAAACGAGUCCCUGCAACGGAUCUGGACUUUUUAUAUCGACGAGACCACCGACUUAAGUAUAAUCGACAAACGAAUUUAUGACCUUUGCUGGCGUGGGAUUACGCCGAGUCUGCGCGGGAAAGUGUGGCAGAGGACCAUUGGCAACAGCUUGGGUCUUACUGUCCAGAGCUAUGAAAAGGCACUGGGGCGAGCGCGAGAAAUCAAGAAUCGGCCCCAAGCUCAACUUGAUCGGCACGCCCAGAGUAUGGGUCAAUGGUUUGUGGACAUCGAAAGGGACGCAGAAACAGCAUUCCCAGAACUGAAUCUGUUCCAGCGACAUGGGCCCAUGUGGCAAGACCUCGUAGAUGUCUGCGAGGCCUAUGCUUGUUAUCGAAGUGACGUUGGUUACAUGUACGGCAUGCAACUGAUGGCAGCUUUGAUGCUUCUCCAACUUCCAACGCCUGCAGAUGCGUUCAUUCUGAUGGCCAACUGUCUGAAUCGGUCAGCGCCUUUGGCUUUCCAGACCAGCGACGGCAGUGCGACCUUGAAGAUUUACCACCAUGCGAUCUCAACGUUGAGCAUCAAAUCUCCUCGGCUUCACGAAUAUCUGUUUGGAUCGAUCGAGCAAGGCGGCCUGGGUUUCAGUCCGGGGGAGAUUCUUGAGCCCAUGUUCCGAACCAUCUUUUCCAACGGCCUCGAUGUUGAUCGUCUCUGCCGAAUAUGGGAUAUUUGGGUAUUUGAAGGCGAUCGGGCAUUGGUCCGAGCCGCCGUAGCCAUCCUCGGCUGCCUCCAGUCACAGUUAUUUGAUAUUCGAGGCGACAUCGAUCUCAAACGCCGCAACACACAGGAGAUGCUCGGAUGGGGCCCAUUCAACCGACAGCCCAAAUCCGGACACUGGAAUCUCCAUACGAUUGGAGAUGAAGAGAAAUUUAUGGAGGAAGUACGACUUGCUGGGACGCUUGAUGUAAAUGGCCGAUGACCAGGUUGACGGAUGAUGACUUGUACUGAUUUUGGCGCACCAUUCUUCGAGGGUUUUGGAAAUGAACUCGCAAAGCUCCUUUGUUAGCUUUCUCCUUCCACUGACAACAGUAUUGGUGGGAAGUAACGUCGAGCAGCCCUUUGGCAUAAAACCAACAUAAUACUGUGACGAAAAUGUUUAUGACAGGAUAUAUUCAUCAGCACGGUCGAGAUGGUAUUCUCCCUUGGCUGGACGAUGGACGAUGGAAUUACGGUACUCUCCAGAGAUGGAGACGUUGAUUCUUGGAUUCUAUUCUUGAAUAACUGCUUUACCUAACUACAUUGACUGGAUGUGUCUGACUUGGCCAUGGUAUGGCUACAGAAGUCGAAGGCCAUUCUCACUGCCUGUCGAUUCGACUAGGAAAUUGUGAAGAUAGACAUCUUACACCUAAUAUGAUCAUCAUGCAUCACUUGA
Exophiala mesophila is the source of this 3081-nucleotide messenger RNA. RefSeq lists its product as uncharacterized. The transcript has a single exon. NCBI's taxonomy places the organism in Eukaryota, Fungi, Ascomycota, Eurotiomycetes, Chaetothyriales, Herpotrichiellaceae. The coding region runs from base 403 to 2628 and encodes 741 amino acids. Gene Ontology annotation, biological process: activation of GTPase activity. The record is from RefSeq and is a predicted model, not a curated record. Gene Ontology annotation, molecular function: GTPase activator activity.